AUGGCGGCGCCCAGCUCCGCGGCUGCAGCGCCCGUCCCCGAGAGCGAGGAGGGCGAUUUGGGAGGCAAAGCCAAGUCUCCGGCCAUCACCCCGCAGAAGAUCCGGGAGCUGAUAGAUGAGGGCAUCGCUCCGGAGGAGGCGGGCCUGGAAGGAAAGGACACUUCUGCCUUAUCCGACGCUGCCAACGGACCCUCCCGGACCGACGAGCUGCCUUUUGAAACCACCAGCAAGGAAGCCUUCUUCGGCAGAGUGGAAACAUUCACCUCUCUCAAAUGGCCCGGCAAGCCCCACGAGCUGUCUCCCCUGAUCUGCGCCAGGUACGGAUGGACCAACGUCGAGUGCGACAUGUUGAAGUGUGCCAGCUGCCAGGCCUACCUCUGCGCCAGUCUGCAGCUGGCUUUCGACUUCAGCAAGUACAAGGAGAGGUGUUCGGAGCUGAAAAAAGCCCUGUCGACUGCACAUGAGAAGUUCUGUUUCUGGCCAGACAGUCCCUGCCCAGAUCGCUUUGCCGUCUUGCGGGUCGACGAGCCCCUGGCUCUUCUCGGCGACUUCCUGGAGCGCUUCCAGGGUCUGUGCCAGUUGGAGCUUCAGCUUCCCUCCUUGAAGCCAGAAGAUCUGAAACACAUGUCCUUGUCCGAAGAGAAGAUCAGCCUCCUGCUCCAUCUGAUCGAGGAGGAACUCGACUGCAAAGCGGAGGGCGGGAAGCCCGCCACGAAGCGCCCUUCGGACCUCCUCCAGGUCCACAUCCCUGCCUGCGUCUUGGCCUUCUGCGGCUGGACUAGCAGCCCUUCCUCCGGAUCCAUCCCUCUCCCCUUGAUCACCUGCUGCCGCUGCAUGAGGAAGGUGGGGCUUUGGGGCUUCCACCAGGCGGAGUGCACUGCACCGGAGACGGACCCGCCCGCCGGCCUGAUGGCCACCCCCCCCAAUCCGACCGACGGGCGAUCGGACAAAGUCCCGGCGGUCCCCACCUCUCCACGCCGGAUGAUCACCCGAAGCCAGGAUACAACUUUCCCUCUGGGCUGUGAACAGCAGCAGGAGAAGAGCCCGUCCCCAGGGAUCAGCCGCAUGCGGAGCUGGGACAGCUCGAGCUCCAGCGAACGGCUGGAUGGGGAAGCGGCCAGCCCCACCCCCCGGAGCCGCCCCGUGACCCGCAGCAUGGGGCAAGGCGAAGCCAGCGGCCUGGGCGCGGAGGUGCCGUCCAGCCCCCACCGGAAGGCCAAGAGGGCACGCCUCUGCUCCUCCAGCAGCUCGGAUUCAUCUCCCCGAAGCUUCUUCAACCCUGUCUCCCAGCACCGCGACUGGUGUCCUUGGGUCAACACGGUGAAGGAGACAGAAACCUCUGGGAACAGCGAAGACCAAGCGGACGGAACACCCAGAAAGUCAGAUCUCGGCUGGCAAGCGGUCCUGAAGGUUCUCCUCUCUUCCAAGCAGACCGACGGUCUGGCGGAUACGGCGUCUGAGAGCCUCUCGGUGAAAUCCAGCAAGGUGUUCCGGAUCUUCCGACAGUGGGAAGCGGCCUCUUCCUCCAGCCUUUGAUGGCGCCAAGGAAACGCGCAUGCUGGGGUGGGACUUCUGUUUGUGUCGUUUUUAAUAGAAAAAGACUGUGCUGUGCGUGGGAGCCAAGGCCGUCUGGAGAAGAACCCGCCUUGCAGACCAGGGCGAUUUUCGAGGGUCGCACGGAAUCCUCAACUGUCAGCUGCCGUUUUCCUUUCUCCUUUGGCUUCCCACGAGUGUUUCCAGAAGCCUUUGUGGCUGGCAGCCAAUGGCCGGGGCAGUUCUCCACUUCACAGUGGCCAUGGGGGGGGGGG
Messenger RNA from Gekko japonicus, 1808 nucleotides. It is a transcript of the gene ZC3HC1, whose product is annotated as zinc finger, C3HC-type containing 1. Gene Ontology annotation, cellular component: nucleus. Lineage: Eukaryota; Metazoa; Chordata; Lepidosauria; Squamata; Gekkonidae. The record is from RefSeq and is a predicted model, not a curated record. The transcript is spliced from 10 exons. Gene Ontology annotation, molecular function: zinc ion binding. Bases 1 to 1536 code for a protein of 511 amino acids.